ACUCACCACGGUUGUCAAAAUUAAUGAGGUGAAAAAACAGCUGUCUGAUAAACAAGUUGUUUGGAUGAAAGCUAGACAAAUAUGUAAAUAAAGCAAAAUUCCAUUAAUUACAAAGAAAAUGUAGAAAAAUUGUGCACAAAUUGUACAUUUACAAAAAUGUAUACAUCCUUAGAACGUUGUCCGGGUACAUACUGCGGUCGUACACUACUUGACAACAAUGGGACGUGGAGUGAAUGUGGUUCAUGUGCCCGUGGAUCGCGCGUAAAUGAGUAUUUUGCCUGUGCGGAGUGUCAAGAUGAACUUCCUUUGUACUCCUGGCUAUAUUUAGGAUUUAUGACUAUGCUACCAUUUAUGCUGCAUUGUUUUUUUAUUGAUUUAGAUGCAAAGGACAGAAAAUUUUCACGUAAACAACUCACUUUAACUGCUUGUGCGUUGUUUGAGGUAAUCAUUUCAGCUUUACUUUCUGUAUUAGUUAUGGAACCACAAUGGGAAUUUCGACUGCAUUCAUGUCAUGUACGCAAAUUCAAUGACUGGUAUACAUUGUUUUAUAAUCCAAAUCCAAACUAUCAACAGCGAUUAUAUUGCACCCAGGAAGCUGUAUAUCCACUGCAAACAAUAGUGUUAGUCUUUUAUUUUAUGUGUCUUGUAACGAUGUUUAUGAUUCGUCCAAUUAUUGUCAGUAUAAUGAAAAUACGUGGGCGAACGCCUAUAUAUUCCGCGCUGUACUUUUUACCAUUAUUAACUUUUAUACAUGCUUUAGGUGGUGGUCUUAUAUAUUUCUCGUUUCCAUAUUUAAGUAUAGCUAUAGCAAUGAUUUCCAAUGCCAUACAUUAUUCCCUUAAACUAGAUCAAUCAUAUAAAGCUUUAAUACGUAGCUCUUUUGAAUUAAAAAACUUGGUCAUCAUUGCAUCACACUGGAUAUUACUGGCUUACGGUAUUGUUUCUUUGGGACAUCAUACUGCUCUUCUAGCCUUUGUACCAUUUCCGUCUGUAUUUUAUAUUCUAACUGUACGUUGUACGGAUCCGGCAGAAUUUCGUGAAGUUGAAAAUCGUGUUAAUUAAGUUAUUAAAAGAUUUGUUUUGUUCAAUUAGAUUAAGGUUUACUUGUUUGUAAAUACUAUAUUAUAUUGAAGAUUAUUAAUAUGUUUUUUUUUGUAUAUUCCAUAUUACUUUUUUA
Molecule: messenger RNA, 1177 nt
Organism: Teleopsis dalmanni
Lineage: Eukaryota; Metazoa; Arthropoda; Insecta; Diptera; Diopsidae
Product: JNK1/MAPK8-associated membrane protein-like
Exons: 5
Coding region: 157-1062 (301 amino acids)
Biological process (GO): response to unfolded protein
Cellular component (GO): membrane
Molecular function (GO): ubiquitin protein ligase binding
Source: RefSeq, a predicted model, not a curated record